AUGCUCGAUAAGAUUAGGCUCUCAGUAUUUGACAACAUCGUCAAUGGAGUCAUUGGUAAUGAUGAAGAUUUAAUCAAGGCUUUGAAGAAAACACGAGCAUUUGCCCGCGAUCCUGAAGAACUAUGUCACUACACCAAAGAUGAUGCGGGAAUUAAGUUUGCCGACACUGGUGGUCUAGAGAAAGUGAAAAUUUCAUUCAGUCGCAAGGAAACCAAGAAGAAGAACGUCAAAAGUGAAAGGAAUCAGCCAAUUAUUGGGGCCUGUCUCUCAAAAGGUUUCGACAGAUAUACUUCACCAGAUUUGAACAAUGUGUACCUGUUACAAGAUUUGUUCAAAGCAAUAAAAUAUCUAAUUGAGAGCAGGAAGCUAUCACGAGACAAGCUCAGAGUUGUUACUACGAGGCGGCAUUUGAUGAAAUUGAUGUGCAUCCCUUUGAAUAAACAACCAGUCGACUUUGAUGUCAUUUAUUGGCGAGGGUUGGUAAUUUUCGCGUACAAUUGGGAUGAAGAAGUAAAGUUGGUUCCUGACAAUAUUCAAAAAAUGCUUCAAUAUAGUGGCUACCAGUUUGAGAAAGUGGUUACUGGGAAGACAUCUCGUGACAAUGCGUCUCUGUUUUAUACGGUGACCCAACAUUCCGUUGAUGCAGCCAAUGUGAUCUACUCGGCCGAAAUUGACUGCGCAAUAGCAAAGGAACCGGGAUUACAAAACUACGUGGAAUUGAAGACACAUUCUACUCUCCUUGAUGACAAGCUCAAGACGGCAAACAAGCUUCAGAGAAAGUUAAUGGCAUUGUACUGUCAGAACAAGUUUAUAUCGUGCAAUUACUCUGCCAUGGGCUUUAGAUCACAAGAUUUCAGACUAGCGUCGCUUAAAAAGUAUACAGAGCAUGAGCUAGUUGGACUAUUGGACAAGCUACCUAUAUUCCUCACCCAUCUGUGCUCUUUGAAAACAAAGCACAUUUUCCAAUGGUACAACCUUGUAAUUAGUUGGUUGUGUCAAAGACACUUUGAUGACAACGAAAAACCACAUGUUUUCAAAUUACGAUUUGAAAGAAAAGAUGAGCUAAUGGACUCCCAUUUGGCAGUGGAGCCUGUCUCAGAUGACGAAGCAGUUAAAACUUUCAAUAAGCUAGUUCCCGAGUGGUUUCAAAACUUUUAUUAG
Molecule: messenger RNA, 1161 nt
Organism: Lodderomyces theae
Lineage: Eukaryota; Fungi; Ascomycota; Pichiomycetes; Serinales; Debaryomycetaceae
Exons: 1
Coding region: 1-1161 (386 amino acids)
Biological process (GO): nuclear-transcribed mRNA catabolic process; NAD-cap decapping
Cellular component (GO): cytosol; nucleus
Molecular function (GO): mRNA 5'-diphosphatase activity
Source: RefSeq, a predicted model, not a curated record